This is a messenger RNA of Eupeodes corollae, 1041 nucleotides long. RefSeq lists its product as uncharacterized. Lineage: Eukaryota; Metazoa; Arthropoda; Insecta; Diptera; Syrphidae. The record is from RefSeq and is a predicted model, not a curated record. Bases 29 to 502 code for a protein of 157 amino acids. The transcript is spliced from 2 exons.
UACUCACUUUUCUGAGAAAUUUCUUAGAAUGGUAUGCAAAACAAAUACAGUGACCGAGAUCGACCUCAAGCUGGGAGUUCGAACUCAAAGUGUUAAGAUCGAUAUCUCGACGAAAGCUGCAUAUGAAUUUUUGGGCCCAACCCUGGAAACACGGGAUGGUGCUUUGACUCAUCAAGAAAAAAUGAAGAUUUGUAUGGGUUAUGUAGGAGACCCUGGAUUUCAAAUCUGUGUUGGCGAAGACAUUGGUGCCAAUCAAUCAACGAUAUCUAGGGUGGUACAGCAAGUCGCAACAAAAAUUGCAAGCCGUGCAACUGAUUGGAUCAUAUUCCCACACACUUCUGAAGAAAUAGAAGAAGCGCAAAGGUUAUGGAGCAGUAAGUAUGAGUUUCCUUGCGCCCUGGAUUAUACACAUCUAUCACCACGAGGAGAACGUAAACCGAAAAACUCAAUAAAUGUAAAGUCUACGUGCAACGCGGAUGAACAAUUUACAAGCAUUCAAUGAUGAAGGCUAUGGCAUAACGCCUUGGUUAAUGACACCAUUUAAACAAACAAGUAACGAAACUUUAUUGAGUUUCAGUUCUUUUACUAUAAUUCAAUAAAGUGGUCAGCAAUAUUGUUUAUAGCUACACUUUCAUUUUCGCUUUCAGAAGACCGCACAGUCUGUUUUAACUAGUGCAAGUGCAUACAAAGAGCUUUGAGAUCGUUCUUAUAUCCCUGAGUCAGAACUGUGGAGAGUGAAUUAGUUUUUCUUGAAUAUGAAACUCAAUCCGAGUCUGCUCGAUCGAUCUCACAUGCGAAUUUCUUUUUCAUCUUUAAGCAUAUGACCCAUUGUGUGUUUUGUUUUUUUUUUUUUUGUAGAAUUAGUCUUAAUAUUAAAAUGUUAGACAACACUGAAGCAAAAAGGUCAGGGGCCCUACUAUGUAACUCGAUUCUACUUUUGAUUCUAUUUGAAACUUAUUUCCGAUUCUACUUUUAAGUCGUACUACGUAUGAAAGUAGAAUCGGAUGCCGGUUAUACCAAAUUGUUUUUAAAAAAUUGUAU